AAUAUGUAAUUGAUUGAUUUUUAAUUGCUAGGUUUACCGUAAUCUAUGAAACUGUGGUUCUGAGGCAUGGGACACAAAGCUUUGAUUUUUUUUUGAAAGUAUAAGCUUGAGCAAGUUGUUUAAAAUUAAAACAGUAACAAAAAACAUGUUCGUAGGAAAAAAUUUGUUAUUGAAUUCUUAUGUUACAAAAAUAAUCUGUGUAUUAAAUUAAAAAAAGACAGCAUUUCCUUUUGAAGUGCUCCUUUUUGUAGAUUUUUUGUUAUGUUUUUACAAGAAACUAUUUGUACUAACAUUGAGUAUAUAAAUUCCCACCAAAAAUAUGUCUUCAAUUGUUUUUACACAUAAAAUAGUGGCCCUAGAAAAAUUUUGCAAACAUUCUGCAAUUAAAUGUGUCAAACUUUAUUUAACUGAUACGCCCGGACCCUUCACAAGACCGGAUGAAUUGGUAUAUUAUGUUCCAAAAAUAGAGGAUAAAUUUUUGUAUAUAAAUCGAAAUAAAUCAAACGAAAUAGUAGCGCGUCAAAUUUUCCUUAAUACUCCUUUAUCUGAUGUUGAAACUAGAAUGUUAAACGAUAUUCGAGACAUCUUUAUUCUCCGUAGUAUCCCUUUGCCAAGUUAUAUGGAGUCCUAUUUAUUACGAGCUUGUGUACAUAAUUUACGUAUUUAUGGUGAAGACCUUUAUUUACAAAAAAGCUAUGAACAUUUACUAGAAAUGAUUCAAUGGCGUUCUGCUAGUUUUCCCAUGUCCGACACUGAUCGUUUCCUUAGACAAAAUUUACUGAAUGGGGUGAUGUAUUGGGCGGGUAGAGAUACCUCAUUUCGUCCCCUUCUUGUUGUUCGUAUGAAACGCUUAGCAUUCCCUAUAUCUUCUAACGAUAUUAAUAAACUUAUCGUUUUUUGCUUUGAAUGGGCUAUUCAAUACCUAUUUUUCCCUGGUCAAGUCGAGUCAUGUUUAGUUCUUUUUGACCUAAGAAGUGUAGCUGUCAAUGACUUUCCCGUAAAAAUAAUUCCAGAAAUUAUUCAUCUUUUAUCACGUCAAUAUCCUUGUCGACUGAAUCAUAUGUAUGUUUUACAUGAUUCUUUUUUUUUGCAGACGGCAUGGAAAAUCGUUCGAAAUUGUCUUUCACCGAUGCAACAAGAAAAAGUAACAUUGACACGAUACGAUUUUGGUACUUUAAUUUUAAAAAAUUUUCUCCCAAAUCAAAUUGAAAAAGAUUUUGGCGGUACCCGUGAAAAUAUAACCUCAUUUUAUCCGUUCCCGUUAGCCUCCGGGCCCUAUACUUUGUCUGAACAGAAUAGCAAUUAUGUCCCAAAGCCGAACGAAUGGGUGAAAACACCUUCUUCUUGUCUUUCUGAAGCAACAAGUUUUAUGCUACGCAAAAAUUCUUUAUACGAAGAUAAUGUGUUUAAUGAGAAUCUUUAUAAAAGCUCAACACAUGAUCUUGACAAUAAAACAGACAAGAAUAAAAGAAAAUCGAUUGUAUAUAACGAUAAAACUAUAAAAAUAGUUUCCGAACGUUUUGAAAGCUCUGAUGGUUUCUUUUCAAAGCUAAAAAAUUCGUAUUCUACGCAUGAAAAUGCAAAGCCUUCCCUAGUUUUACGAGAGACACACUCUGUGGAGUUUUCACCUAGUCGGCAUAAUUUUCAAAUGGAAAACCUUACAUCACAUACAUCAAUGAUGGAAACAUUUCCAAAUUCAACUCUUUUCCCAAAACAUCAUGAAACAUGUUUCUGGUUGCCAUUUUUAAGUGAGACAUCGUUUUCGUUUUUCCCCAAUUCAAAAGAAAAAAAAUCUAAAACUAAAAUCUUUUUCUGCUUUAAGCGUGAUAAGAAAAUGAUCGGAAAAACUACGCAUAGCUUACCUCGCUGGCCUUUCGGUUUCUGAUAAUCAAAAUGUUUUUUCCAGCAAAGCGGACGCAUUUUUUCUAGUAUGGAAUUAUUAGUUUUUUGAAGUUUUUUAAUAAAUACACCAUUGAAUUGUUCUUCGUCAAUCCCUCACAAAGAACCAAACGAUAGCUAUUGGUUUAUCUACACCUCCGAAUAACUAAUCUUUUUUAUGUUUCCUACAUCGAGCCUCCAAGCGUGAAAAAAAAGAAACUUCGAUUUUUCUUUUAAUGUCAUCAAACUCUUGUAGAGCAUUACAUUUUUUUUUGUAAAUUAUUCCCAAGAAACUCAAAUUUCUACUCGUCGGCACAUUUUUAAACGAUUUCGUUGCUUCAUGAAGAUAACAUAUUCUUUUAAUUCAAAGAGAGCUUGUAACCAAAAUAGGACAGAAGCUUAUCAUGACAAAAGAAAUUUUUUUUUAAUAAACAUUUUUAAAUCCUUUAGUAAACUUUUAAUGUAAUAUGUCGGGAAAUUACGAGUUUCCUGGUUUUAAAGAUAUUCUUCUCACACAAUAUGGUUUUUAAAAUGUAAGGAAAACAAAAAUUCAUUUGAACAAUAUUUUUUUUUUGUAUAUUGGACAAAGGCGAUACUUAGUAAAAAUUAUUUUAUCAUUUUUUUUUUUAAAUCGAAAGGCAGAGUAAAACAUUCUAUGUUGCUUUUCGACGCGUGCGUGUCAAUCUGAUUUAACAUGCAAUUCAAAAGACGUUAACAGAAAUAAAAUUAUUUUUCGUGUGUUAAAAUGAACAUUACCGAUACCAUGUGACGCAUUACGUAUAUCGUUUAAGUGAAAAGCUGCAUUUGAUAAUUUUAUUCGUUUAUUAAAAUUGAAAGCGGAAAUAUUAAGGAAUUUCAUUAUUUUACUUUUACUUAACAAAGUCUAUUGGUUUUCAUUAAGUUAUAUGUGGUCACAUUCCAAAUUUUAUGAAUCCAAUAAAAGGAUGCGAUAUAAAAAAACGAAUCUUUUUGGAAGCAGUGAAACAGAAAAUGACGGUGAAUUUUCAAAUGCCUCCUCUGGCGUGAAUGAAACUUUUAUGAGUUGUAGUUCAAAUGAAUUUAUCGAGGACGAUAAUGAAUCUUAUGUAUCAGUCCAUGUACAAGAAGAAAACCAGGGUUUUUGCUCUUUGAGCGCUUUAGCAUCCUUUUGGUAUUGUUUACUUCAACAUCGACUAAAUUUUUCAUCAUCAAAUAGUUUUUGCCGAAUGUGUAUGUACCCAAAAGUGUACUAUCACAUUCUCUUAGCUGGUCCCUCAAUGAGCGGAAAAACAGCUUUCGCUCGUCGUGUAAGGUAUGGCCAAUUUAUUGAAACAUUCCCCACGAAAGGGACUGAGGUUAGUUGUGUGGAGUGGAGAGGCGUGUGUUACACACUUUGGGAUACAAGGAUGAAUAGUUCAAAAAUUGAUCAAUUCGCGUCGCCUAUUUUCGUUAAUUUUCCAAAGGAAUUAAGGAAGAAAAAAUUGUUAUUAUCAAAGUAUAAAAUGAGUGCAUUGAUUUACGUGUUAGAUGCCUCCAAUCCGGGUCGCCUACGUCUCGCUGCAAACGAUAUAGAACAGUUGCUUCGUCAACAUCGUGACAUUUCUAUCGUCUUAGUUUUGGCUGUAAAAAAAAAUCGCAAAAAUAAUAUUAAAUAUGAAGAGGUUCAAUCUAAAUUAAAUUUAUUACAAAUCGCUUAUGACCGCGAAUGUGCUAUAUCUUUUAUUUCUAAUGUUACGGGAAAAGGAAUUCACGAAGCUAUGGAUUGGGUAACGUCGAAAAUUCAACUUCAAAAUGCUCGUUAUCCGUCGUUUAAUAAUUUUUUCUUGCCUUUAUUGAAUCAUACUCAUUUAUGUAGCCGAUUGUCUUUGAACUAAUCGUUUCGUAGCGUUUCUAUGAAAAAAAGAAAACGAAGAGUCGUCAUUGAACUUUGUCUCGUCAUGCCAUCGUCUCACAUAAAAAGUACUAUCCACUAUGUUUCGACAAAAUAAAUGAAAUGUAAACUUUUACAAAAAUAAAUGGAAAUCUUUAAUACUUAUAAAAGUUUCUUAAUGUUUAAUUUAAUUUUUUAAUGAUUGUUCAAUAUUCGUUUUACUUUAUGUAAAAUGAAAAAAUGAUUUAAUGAAAGCUUGUAUUUUAGGUAAUUAUGAAAUGCAUAAAAAUUUAUUUCACAUGAAACAAACGAUGAACUUUCUACUUCUUC
Hylaeus volcanicus is the source of this 4057-nucleotide messenger RNA. RefSeq lists its product as uncharacterized. The record is from RefSeq and is a predicted model, not a curated record. NCBI's taxonomy places the organism in Eukaryota, Metazoa, Arthropoda, Insecta, Hymenoptera, Colletidae. The transcript has 17 exons. The coding region runs from base 320 to 1885 and encodes 521 amino acids.